AUGGGGAAGGGUUUUAAGAGCAGUCGUUCGAAGAGAAUAUUCUUAAGAAAGGGGUUCAGUUUCGACUCUGGUCCCAUCUUCCCCGCGACGCGCGAUGGCGAGCAGAGCCAUCCCUUCUUUCUGACUGCCAUCUUCGGCGACCAAGAACCGUCCGGAGAGGUCGCCGUUCUGUCUGAAAUGGCUCACGAGUUUCUUGUCCGGACCUUCCACGCCCUCAUCGAUCGAGCCGAUCUCUACGGUGCCCUUCGCGGUCAUGAAGUCUUCUACGACACUGUUGCCUCCGAGAUCGCGGCCGAGGGCGAGUUCAACGGUCCACUUCUGAAGGUCCUCGAAGAAACCUACGUGCCUGCCCGUCGGCGGUUCCAUCGCGUCGAAUCAAACACCGAGAACGAUCUCGUCACUGUCGUUGACGCUUGGAUUCAUAUCAAAGACGCCUUCGCCAAUCUCCCUGCCCUGCGGACCAUCUCGCUCUCUGCUCGCAUCAAUGAGGUCGACGAGCUCACCUCUCAGCUCGAGAGCGCGACUCUUGUGAGCAGCAAACCGGCCGUCUGGCCUCCCGUCCACUUCAACCAUAGCGAGGUCGCCGUACUUUCAUCCAAGUCUCUGCGGUCUCUUCUCUACGGCAAGACCCCCGAGACCCCCGGAGAAUUGCCCGCCCUUCCGACCAAAAGCUCGGUUCCCACAGAGACUCGAGGCUUUCUCUGCUCGCUGGCUUUGACGCACUACAAGGCGGACAAAAGCUCUUGGAGACUCCUUCUUACCCCUGUCGCUCAGAUGAGGAACCAUGAGCGAUGCCUCUGGGCCAAAGCAGCUGGCGGAGAGUCACAGACAUGCUUCAGUCUGAACGUCUUCCUAACAGAGGAUAUGGAAGCCCCCCGAAGCGGCAAGUCCAUCUCGAUCGCCCUCGCAACCCCGUGGUUUGGUCGGACCUGGGGCUCAAUCCAUCCAGUCACAGACGCCACCGGCGCCCAAUUCACUGCUCGGCAAGUCUGGUCCUCGGCCUGCCCUCGUCUCGGCUUCGCCAUCGCCCUUCACAAGCACGACAACGGCGUCGAGCUCAUUAUCUUCGAUCCCAUCGCACGUUAUACCCACAUUAAGGAGGAUCCCGUUGUCAAGGCCAACUUGUCGUCGAUCUUCGCCUUCCGUCAGAGCAUCCGCGACAAUACCGACGAGGUCCUGCGCGCUGUCAGGGCUCGUCUGACCCGGGUGUGGUACGGGGGAAAGAUGGGUAUGGAUGUUGGAGGUUCCGACGGCGUCCAGAUCGCGAGCGAGUGGGUAAGACAGCUCGUCGUCGGUGCGAGUGACGAAGGCCAGGAUCCCUUGAACGUCAGCGAUAAUGUCUGGACUCAGUGGGGAUUUGAGAAGGUUCAGGUUUAG
Molecule: messenger RNA, 1377 nt
Organism: Colletotrichum higginsianum IMI 349063
Lineage: Eukaryota; Fungi; Ascomycota; Sordariomycetes; Glomerellales; Glomerellaceae
Exons: 1
Coding region: 1-1377 (458 amino acids)
Source: RefSeq, a predicted model, not a curated record